GCGCUUUGAUGCUGUGACGUCAGGGCACUGGCGACGGAGUGACGGCACACGCAACCUGACCUAUUAACCGGGAAAAUGUACUGAGAAAACACAUGGCAUAAUUAAAAGAAUCUUGGAAAUAUUUAUGAGAUGAGUUCAGCAAGAACUUUGGUAUACAUAUCUGGACGUCGAAGUGAAUCUGGUACCCAUAUUCUACUACCACUGCCAUCAGCUGCUGUUCUCUUCCUGCUCCACUACUGUGAUUGCGAUCUCUUUGAACUGCUGUUUGUAGAUGAGAAAACUGAGAAAUCUAAGUGUGUCAGUGUAAGCUUUGCCGUCCUCUUGGCCACAAAGCACAGAUUUAUUGACCAGUCUUCAUACCCCCAUUGCUGUGACCUCCCUGUGGUGUGUGAUGACCCUGUUAUUAGGUCAGGGCUAUGUUCUACUCUGCGUUGUCUAAUCAAGAAAUGCCAUGCUAAGAACCCAGAGAAAGAUCUCUGUGACCUACUGGGAUUCAGAGGUGGAAGUCUUAAAGCUUGUGCUGAGAUAUCAGGAUGGACCAAACUGUGUGAAAUUGAACUUCCCUCUUCAAUCACAAAUUUGUUACACAACAUCAGAUCAAAAGAAAAAGAAGCAAAUGAAGAAACAAUAGAAGACAUAGCAUCAAGAGAGAAUGAAUGUGAUACUAAAAUGGGGGUUGUUAUCUCAAACAAAGAUACAGACAAGAAAAGUGAUGUGGCAUUGCCAGAGGAUUUGAUGAAGUUAGAAUGGCAUUUCAGGAAGCCACCAUCAGUUCACAAUGAUGACAAAAUAAAGAGGGCACUACUGUGUCAAAUCAAACAGGAACUGCAGGAGAUUAAAGAUCCCAAGGAGUUCAGGUUCACAAGAGAAAUUUUUCACUCACAUUGUAAGAGUAGAUUCAGAAUAAGAAAACCAAUCCAGCAGUGUAAAACUUCAGUAGAUAAUGGACUGAAUGGGGUAUCUGACACCACAGGGAUAUUAUCUAGCAAUGGAAGUCUUAGUUCAGAUAAAUUAUCUACUGGGGAGAUAGACCUCCAGAGUGACAAUGCGGUGGAAGAUGUUUGUGAAAUGUCAUUGACAGAACUUACAAAGUUUGUAUCUGGUCUAACCAUCCAUGAGAUUGACUUUGUUCAUCUGUACUCUGAGGGCACAGACAUCACAGUGGCAGAUUUAAUUCUGUUCACAUACAUUUACUUUUUGUUGCAAACUAUUGGCUUUGAUAUGAGGUUGAUCAAAGGGCACCUGCCAUGUAUAUCUCAGUGGUUUAGUCACAUGACCACUCUACCUGAAGUGAGACGUGCAGCAGUAAAAAAUCAAUUUGAUCUGAGCAGAAUCUCCAAUUCUGGACAAGAAAAUGAUCUCAGGUUUUACGUACCCGAUUGGGUAAAGCCUCCUGACCAUGAUGAAAUGGAAUUGAGUCGAAGACUAAGAGGAAAAUACAGAGCAAUCAAACCAGAUAUUACAAAGGCACUCAACAAAAUCAAGUGUGGAAAUAUAGAGGAGGAAUUAGGCUCGCACCCUAGAGGUGACCAAGUACAGCUGGACUGGGAGGGAUUUCCUGUUCGAGUAGAUCCGGGAAGAGACCUUCCAAAGAAGCGUCGUCAGAGGAAAUGUCAACAGUUGGAGAAUCUGGUCACUGCUGUCCUGGAGAUUCACAGACCUGGUGAUGUCAUAGUGGACUUCUGUAGCGGAGGGGGACAUUUGGGUAUUGUCAUUGCUUACCUUCUUCAGGAUUGUAAGGUGUAUUUAGUUGAGAACAAUGAAGAUUCUCUGCUUCGUGCCAGAAGUCGUAUAGAAGAUCUGAAACUCCAAAAUGUCACCAUAUUUCAGUGCAAUCAGGACUAUUUCCAUGAGAAAUUUGAUUUAGGAGUGUGUUUACAUGCAUGUGGUGUUGCUACUGACAUGGUGCUAAAGCAAUGCAUUGAAAAUGACGCUCAGUUUGUGAUAUGUCCAUGUUGCUAUGGAGGUAUUCAGGAAACUCAUUUUAUUACAUAUCCCAGAAGUCAACACUUUAGAGAUGCUGGAAUUGAGUACAAGGAAUUUUUGACUUUAGGACACGUUGCUGAUCAGACUGAAUUCAAUAUGGCUUUGGAAGAGCAAGGAAAAUUCUGCAUGAAUCUGGUGGAUAUGGACAGAAGUCAUUAUGCCAGGGAACAUGGCUACACGACUUCUCUUUGUUCCUUAAUACCAUUGUCAUGUACACCUAAAAACAAUCUUUUAAUUGGAAGAAAAGUGUUGGUUAGCUGACGGCGCUAAUCAGUCAAAUGUUAGCUAAAUGAAUUAUGACAAAGUAUUUCAAAAAAAUUGCUUAUUUUAUAUUUUUAAUGUCCUGUUUUACAUGCAAAUACAUUUUACAAAUACAGUACAAGCUAAAUGAAAACAAUAAAUUUAACAAUAC
Saccostrea echinata is the source of this 2398-nucleotide messenger RNA. RefSeq names its product glutathione S-transferase C-terminal domain-containing protein-like. The record is from RefSeq and is a predicted model, not a curated record. Bases 130 to 2247 code for a protein of 705 amino acids. NCBI's taxonomy places the organism in Eukaryota, Metazoa, Mollusca, Bivalvia, Ostreida, Ostreidae. The transcript has 14 exons.